Molecule: messenger RNA, 759 nt
Organism: Rhinichthys klamathensis goyatoka
Lineage: Eukaryota; Metazoa; Chordata; Actinopteri; Cypriniformes; Leuciscidae
Exons: 5
Coding region: 76-714 (212 amino acids)
Biological process (GO): response to bacterium
Source: RefSeq, a predicted model, not a curated record
UUUUAUUCUGCAGUAGCAGUUCUGCUAAGAUUUAUAGUAAAAUAUUUUAUUGGAUGUAAAUUAAACACUCACAGUAUGAGGACGGCACAGCUUUCACUCUUCUUUCUGCUGGUGUGUCAAACUACAGAGAGUUUAAGAGAUAAACGGGUGAAUUUAGGGGAAAAUGUGACUUUAGACUGUCAGAUUGUAAAAGAGAUUUAUUGGGUUUUCCAGAAACCGACAGAUUCUCCAGCGCUGAUAAUGCGGACUUUCUCAUCACAUUCUACAUCACCUCAAUUCUUUGACAAAAGAUUCAAAGACAAAUACUCAUCACUAACUUUGAGCCGGUUAUUUAUUAGUAAUGUAACUAUUGAUGAAUUAGGAAUAUAUUAUUGUGUAAAAACAAACCCAAUACAGCUCAGCAAUGGCACCAGACUUUACAUCACUGUAGCUGUUCGAGAUCAGAAUCAGACAGAAGUGAACAAUAACUCACAAAGUCCGAAUACACAGCAAACUCUGAUGAUGUUGUACUUCAUACUGAGCAUUGUGAUGUUUUUGGCCAUGGCAGGUCUAUUGCAGAUCAAACUUCAAGUGUGUAAGAAAACACACCAACAAUAUCAAGAUGAGGAACUGGAGCAGCUUUACAGCACAAAUGACGACGAGUUUUCUGAAGUGGAGUUUCGUCUGUCCCAUUCGACCAACAACACUUUUGGAAAAAAGCCUAGACAAACAUGAUCAAGAGUGAAUCCUCUCAUACAGUCUAACAGAAAUAUAUUCUGA